GCGGGCCGGAAGGAGGCGCGGAUUUGAAGGCAGCGGCGGGAGGGGCGGUGAGGUACCGCGCGGGGCAGGAACCUUGGAGCCUGUGAAACACUGAAAGUCAAGUGUAAUCUUAAGCAGAUGAUUGUCAAACCUUUAUUUUGAAUUUGAUCAAACAAAAAAGGGAAACUGGUAGAAAAUGACACCUGGGAAAGUUCUGCAACCUGUACUGAAAAUGAAGGUGGAUGAACUCUUUCUGUGCUGGUUGAGUCAGCCUGCAACUCAGCUAACACUAAAGGACUUGUUGAGAAGAAUCAAGAAUGAGGAGAAGACGGAGAUUGGUAAUGGAGAACCAGGAAAUAGUAAAAAUGAGAAGUUAGCUGAUAAAAAUUCCAGUUCCAAGCAAUGCAUGUUAGGAGAUACCAGACUGCCUUUGAUGUCUUUCAGUCCUCCUCAACUUUCUACUACUCUUCCAUUGGCAACUCCAGCCACCCCAAGGAACACCUCUAAUAACAUUAGAGCAACGCGUCGAUCCUCAGGAACCAGAGUAGUUCAGACAAAGAAGGAAGAAACUUUGCCACCAUCACUUAGUCAAAACAUUCCAACUUUCUAUUUUCCUCGAGGAUGUCCUAAGGAAAAAGUGAAUAUAGAUGCUGUGAUUGCCAAAAUUGAGAGAACUUUCUCUGAGUUUCCAAAUGAGAGGGCAACGUUAGAAGACAUGGGGAAGGUUGCAAAGGCUUGUGAAUGCCCACUUUACUGGAAAGGUCCUUUGUUUUAUUGUGCUGGAGGUGAACGAACAGGAUAUGUGUCAGUUCAUAAAUUUGUUGCAAUGUGGCGGAAAAUACUUCAGACCUGCUACGAUGAUGCUGCAAAGUUUGUUCAUCUUCUAAUGAACCCUGGAUGCAACUACUUGGUGCAAGAAGACUUCAUUCCUUUUUUACAAGAUGUAGUGAAUAGUCAUCCUGGCCUAUCAUUUUUAAAAGAAGCAUCUGAAUUUCAUUCUCGGUAUAUUACCACAGUUAUACAGAGAAUAUUUUAUACAGUAAAUAGGUCCUGGUCUGGGAAAAUAACUUGUAACGAGCUCAGGAAAAGCAACUUUUUACAGAAUGUGGCAUUAUUGGAAGAAGAAGCUGAUAUUAACCAGCUGACAGAGUACUUCUCAUAUGAACAUUUUUAUGUUAUCUAUUGCAAAUUUUGGGAGCUGGAUACAGACCAUGACCUCUAUAUUGAUCGGAAGGAUUUAGCUCGACAUAAUGAUCAUGCAAUUUCAAAUAGGAUGAUAGAGCGGAUCUUCUCAGGAGCUGUAACAAGAGGUAGAAAAGCACAAAAAGAUGGGAAAAUUAGCUAUGCUGAUUUUGUCUGGUUUUUAAUAUCUGAAGAGGACAAGAAGACUCCAACUAGCAUUGAAUACUGGUUUCGCUGCAUGGAUCUUGAUGGGGAUGGUGCUUUGUCCAUGUAUGAAUUGGAGUAUUUUUAUGAAGAACAGUGCCAAAAGUUAGAUAACAUGGCCAUAGAGCCUUUGCCAUUUGAAGACUGUUUGUGUCAGAUGCUGGAUCUUGUGAAGCCACAACAUGAAGGAAAAAUUACGCUGCAUGAUUUAAAGCGUUGCAAGUUGACAAAUGUGUUUUUUGAUACUUUUUUCAACAUUGAAAAAUACCUUGACCAUGAACAGAAGGAUCAGUUUUCUGUGUUGCGGGAUGGUGAAGGUGAAAGCCAAGAGGUCUCUGACUGGGAGAAGUAUGCUGCUGAAGAGUAUGACAUCUUGGUGGCAGAAGAGGCGGCAAGUGACCAGUGGAAUGACGGGUAUGAAGCGGAACUGAAUCCUGAAGACCAUCAGAAGGCCAACGUCCUAAAGUAUCAAAUGGAGAAAAGACCGUUUUUUGAAAUGCCUUCCCAUCUGGCCGAUGUAGACUUGGAUGAAUACGACUACGAAGAGGACUUUGAGUAGCGGUUACUUACAGUCAGCACUUGCAGGAGAGAAGGGACAGUCUGCAGCAGGUCUGCUACACACCUAUACUUUUCAGUGGGGUUUGUUUCCAGGAAGUCAGCUUAGUUUUGUGCUCAAAAUAUUUAAUCACUACACUACCUUUUAAAUAAAAGAAGCGUAUUUGUAUGGAAUGAUGAAACUUUUUGUACUUAUUCCUUAGUCUACAGUUUGUAAAAUAGAUAAAAAUAUUUAUUUACAGAUGUUGCAUAAUUCCUUUUUGGAAGAGUAACAAUAUUUGACUUUAGAGAAAAGUAAUCUAUUGUUUGAGAACUGUAUAAUUCUUUUUAAGUUGGUGUGUGGUGCACUGACCAUCUCCAUCCGCAUGUGAACGGCUGUUCCUGCCCUGGUGUGGGAGGUACAGGGACAAGUUUCACCUGGCCAGCGCUGCUUAUCCGCUCCCAGACGGCCCUGGGGUUUUUAUGCCUCGGCAAGGGAGAGACGCGACUGUGGGGGCAUGAUUUGGCUCUCAUUUACAAAUAGUUCCAUUUGAUGAGCUGAGCACAUCAGUGCACAAGGAAAGCGAACGCCUGAGACGAGUUGCUUCUCUUCUCUGUAGUCCUUGUUUGCCCCAACUUUAAUUUUGCCUGCCCUUUUAAACUUCAGUCUUUUCAUUGAUGUUCAUUAUAGAUUAUUUAAUAAUGAAGUCUGUUUUAGUGUUCAUACUUGAUCCCAAAUGAGUGUGUUCAUUCAUGUAGAAGGAACCAAUUUUUUUUUAAAAUCCUUUGUAUAAGUGGUACUUGAUCAGUGAUGUGCACUAAUUUGUUGUGGGCAUUCAGUGCUUUUGUCUGUCCCCCCUUUCAGUUGUUUGCUAUUGACACAUUCCAUGGAUCUUCAUCAGUGUCACAGCAGCUUGAAAUUGUUGCCUCACUCUUACUGUUAAACAGAUUUUGUUGGAGAGAAAAAAAAAUGUAUAAAAAGAUGUAAGUUAUUUUUUGGUUGCAGUGUAGAUCUAUUAAAAAUGUUUAGAUAUUAUGUUUGUAUUUUCAAAUAAAGAUUUUCAUACAUGUAA
Molecule: messenger RNA, 2972 nt
Organism: Phalacrocorax carbo (great cormorant)
Lineage: Eukaryota; Metazoa; Chordata; Aves; Suliformes; Phalacrocoracidae
Source: RefSeq, a predicted model, not a curated record